GAACCACGACAAAAUGGCGGAUGAUGGAGAUGUAAACAUAGGUGGAAAGCCUAUUUCUUCGCUUCGUGUAGUUGAUUUAAAGAAAGAAUGCGAUAAAAGAGGUUUGCCUAAGAGUGGGAGUAAAAGUCAACUUGUCGAACGACUGAAAACGCAACUGCUUGUUGAAAAUCUAGGAAAAGAGCAUGAAGCUCCAUCUCAAGGGUUACAGGAAGAUGAAUGCCAGAAUGAGUUUAUCAAGCAAUACCUAGCCCAGCAAAAACAACUGAUUGAACAUGUAGAAAGCUCUUUGAACAGUUCAAGUCAAGAGAGUGAUGCAGAUGACUCACCAAAAAAGCGAAAAUCUGUGGACCAGUCUCCACCAAUCAGAUCUCCACCUGUAGAAAUUUCACCAGAAAAACCAGUCCACUUUUCAGAAAAACCAGAAUCAACACCUACCCCUGCUGAAAAAACAUCUCAGGCAAAGAGUUCUAGUGAACUAAGCAAGGAGCCGGUCUCUCAGGGAAACAAGAAACCAGCUAUUGAAGAAGUUAAGGAACCAGUCUCUCAGGAAGUGAAGGAACCAACUCCAGAGAAAGGAAGGAAACCAGUCAUUGAAGAAACAAUUAAACCAGUAGAAAAGGUUCAAGACCAGAAACCAGAUGGAGAUAAGAAGGAAAGGGAACCAGUAGAAAGUAAAUCAGAAGGAGCUGUGGAAGAAACAAUGGGUAGAAGUAGAAGAAGGCUAUCAAGGCUGGAUUCAGGAUCUAAAAGCCAAGGGGACGUGUCAGAAGUAAAACCAGUGGAAAGACGAAGCAGGAGGACUAGGAACUCAGGAUCUGCUGGUGAUGAUCAUAAUAUCCCAGUUGAAGCUGUAACAGAUAAAGUCGAACCUGAGCCAGUAAAGGGCAAAGGUGAAGUGAGUGAAGUUGAAGACAAAGAAAAUAAAGAACAAACAGAUGUAGAUGCCACAGCUGCUGAUACUGGCAAACAAGAAAAUGGUGAUAUAGAAAAGGACAAAAAAGUUGAAGAGAAGAUGGACAUUACUGAGAAAGCUGAUAUAAAGAAAGUUCAAGACAGAUCUUCAUCAAGGUAAUGAUUAA
Molecule: messenger RNA, 1079 nt
Organism: Ruditapes philippinarum (Manila clam)
Lineage: Eukaryota; Metazoa; Mollusca; Bivalvia; Venerida; Veneridae
Product: apoptotic chromatin condensation inducer in the nucleus-like
Exons: 7
Coding region: 14-1072 (352 amino acids)
Source: RefSeq, a predicted model, not a curated record